AUAUAGGGGGAGCGGCCGUGUCCCGCGGCCCCUGGCUUUGCACCUUCCCUUCCUGGAGGCGGCCUCACGUGCCAGCGGCCUCAGUCCGGGCUUGGGAGCCCACACGGACACGAGAGACCUCCCGGGGAGUCCGGCCCGCUCCGCGGCAGGAGCUCACACGCGGUGACAGGUGGCCGGCACCAGGGCCGUGGCUCUCGUCAUGCCGCGGGGUCUCGCAGCGUUCCUUCUCGGGCUGCUCGUGGCCGGCGUGGGCUCCCCACCUGAAGCGGCAGGACAGGCAAAUAGAUGCGAUAAGAAAUCUCUGCUUACCAUUAGGACCGAGUGCCAAUCCUGCUCACUCAACUUGGGAAUUAACUGCCCAGACGGCUACACCAAAGUUACCAAUGGCUCCAUGGGGGUCCGAGACUGCAGGUACGCCUUCGAUAUCAGGAAGUACUCGCUGUAUCUCCCCGGAUGCCGCCAUAUCUGUAGGAAGGACCACGUCCAACCUCAGUGCUGUCCAGGCCACUGGGGCCCCAACUGCAUGGAGUGUCCAGGAGGAGCGAGAUCCCCCUGCAGCGGCAGGGGCAGCUGUGCAGAAGGCAUGGAAGGAAACGGAAGGUGCUCUUGCCAGGAUGGGUUUGGGGGAACGGCCUGCGAAGCCUGCGCUCAUGACAACUUAUUCGGACCCAACUGUUCAGCAGUGUGCAGCUGUGUGCAUGGAGUGUGCAACAGUGGGAUAGAUGGUGAUGGAAGCUGCGAGUGCUACUCUGCGUACACUGGCUCCCACUGCGACCAACCCAUCCCUGAAUGUGCAGACCUGCUCUGCCCAGAAAAUUCCAGAUGCUCACCUUCCAGCCAAGAUGAAACGAAACUGGAAUGCAAAUGCCUUCCCAAUUACCAAGGCGAUGGCCACUACUGCAAGCCCAUCAAUCCAUGUUUACAAGCAGUCUGCCACCCUCACGCACGUUGCACGUACCUGGGACCGAAUAGGCACAGUUGCACAUGCCAAGAAGGCUACCAUGGGGAUGGCCAGGUGUGCUUACCAGUAGACCACUGCCAGACUAACUACGGAAACUGCUCUACAGAGUCUACAGUGUGCAUAUAUGACGGGCCUGGACAGUCUCACUGUGAGUGUAAGGAACAUUACCACAAUUACAUGCCUGGAGUGGGGUGCAGCAUGGCCGAUGUCUGUGAGUCUAAGAACCCCUGUCACAGGAAUGCUAACUGCAGUACCAUCGCACCGGGCCAACCCAAAUGCACUUGCCAGAAGGGUUACGUGGGUGACGGCUCAACUUGUUACGGAAACAUCAUGGAGCAACUGAGGGAAUUAAACACUGAACCCAAAGGAAAAUGGCAAGGAAGGUUGACCUCUUUCAUCUCACUCCUGGACAAAACCUAUGCCUGGCCGCUAACUAACCUGGGACCCUUCACUGUGCUCUUGCCCACAGACAAGGGACUGAAAGGAUUCAAUGUAGAAGAUCUCUUGGUGGAUAAGAAGGCUGCUCAGUACUUUGUGAAACUCCACAUAAUUGCUGGGCAGAUGAGCACCGAGCGUAUGAAUAACACAGACACUUUCUACACCCUGACUGGGAAGUCAGGAGAAAUCUUCAAUGGCGAUAAGGACAAUCAAAUAAAGCUUAAACUCAGUGGAGGCAAAAAGAAGGUAAAAAUUAUACAGGGGGACAUAGUUGCUUCCAAUGGGCUCCUGCACAUCCUUGACAGAGCCAUGGACCAGAUGGCACCCACAUUUGAGAGCAACACUGAGCAAACCAUAAUGACAAUGCUGCAACUAAAAUACAGCAAGUUCAGAUCUUUGUUAGAGGAAACCAAUGUGGGACGUGUCUUAGAAGAAGAUGGGGCUGGCACACCAUACACCAUUUUUGUUCCAAGUAAUGAAGCCUUGGACAAUAUGAAGGAUGGCACUCUUGAUUACCUCCUUUCUCCAGAGGGAUCCCGGAAGCUUCUGGAACUCGUCAGAUACCACAUUAUCCCACUUACUCAGCUUGAGGUGGCGACCCUCAUUCUGGCCCCACACAUUAGGAGCCUGGCCAACCAGUUCAUCCAGUUCAACACCACAAGCAAUGGCCAGAUCCUGGCGAAUGAUGUGGCCGUGGAAGACACCGAGGUCAUUGCCCAAAACGGCCGCAUCUACACCCUGAGCGGUGUCCUCGUUCCUCCCUCCAUCAUGCCCAUUCUGCCCCACCGAUGUGAUGAAAGCAAGAGAGAGAUGAAGCUGGGCACCUGUGUGAGCUGCUCCCUGGUGUACUGGAGCAAAUGUCCUGCUAACGCUGAGCCCACAGCGCUUUUCACACACAGAUGUGUCUACACCAGCAGAGUAAGGAGCCUGAAGACGGGCUGUGCCCGAUACUGCAACACCACAGUGCAGAUCCCCAGGUGCUGCCAAGGCUUCUACGGGCCUGACUGUACUCCGUGUCCAGGAGGCUUCUCAAAUCCCUGCUCAGGGAAUGGCCAGUGCGCCGACGGCCUCAACGGCAACGGGACGUGCCUUUGUCAGGCCGGCUUCCGAGGCUCCCAGUGCCAGUUCUGCUCUGAUCCCAACAAGUUCGGACCUCGCUGUGACCAAAAGUGUCUGUGCCUGUUGGGGACAUGCGAUAGCAGGAUCGACAGCGAUGGUGCCUGCCUGGCCGGCACCUGCCGCGGAGGCUCUGCUGGGAGGUUCUGCCACAAGCACACAUCUGCCUGUGGGCCCGAUGCACAGUCAUGUCACAUCCACGCCACCUGUGAAUACAACAAUGGGACAGCCAGCUGUGUUUGCAAAGAGGGCUACGAAGGGGAUGGAGGUUUCUGUUCAGAAGUGGACCCUUGCACAGGAUUCGCGUCAGGGCGCUGUAGCCGAAAUGCGGAGUGCGUCAGAACCGGCACAGGGACCCACACAUGCGUGUGCCAGCAGGGAUGGACUGGGGACGGCAGGGACUGCUGGGCCAUUGACAACUGCCUGCUGCCCGGGACCGGCGGCUGCCACGUCAACGCCACCUGCUUGUACGUAGGCCCCGGCCAGAAUGAGUGUGAGUGCAAGGAAGGAUUCCGAGGAAAUGGGAUUGAUUGUGAAGCAGUAACAUCGUGCUUGGAACAAACUGGACAAUGUCACCCGCUAGCAACCUGUCAGCUUAUAUCGUCGGGCCUCUGGAGCUGUGUGUGCCCGGAGGGCUACGAGGGCGAUGGGCUCCUGUGCUAUGGAAAUGCUGCGGUGGAGCUGUCAUUUCUGUCCGCCGCAGCCCCGUUUAACCAGUGGAUAAAUGAUGCCUCUCUGCAACCCCUGCUGUCGGCUGCCGCCAACCUCACCGUCCUUGUGCCUUCCCAGCAAGCCAUUGCAGACAUGGACCAUGAUGAGAAAACCUUCUGGCUGUCCAAGAGCCACAUGCCAGCCCUCGUAAAAUACCACAUGCUGCGGGGCACCUACGGACUGGCCGACCUGCAGGCCCUGUCACCCUUGGACAGGUUGGCCACAGCUUUGCCGGGCAGCUUUCUUCAUGUGGCGAAGGCGGACGGGAAUAUCACAAUUGAAGGAGCAGCUAUCAUUGAUGGUGACAAUGCAGCCACGAACGGCGUGAUACACGUCAUCAGCAAGGUGCUGAUUCCCCGAAGAAGUCUGACUGGCCCCUUACCGAGCCUGCUGGCGCGGCUGGACCAGAUGCCCGACUACUCAACCUUCCGGGCCUCCAUCACCCAGCACAGCCUGGCCGGUGCCAUCGAGGCAGCCGGGGCCUACACAGUGUUCGCUCCCAGCAACCGUGCCGUGGAGAAGUACCUCCAGGAGAGGAAGGCCGCCACCCUAGAGGAGGACGUACUCAGGUACCACGUGGUCCUGGAAGAGAAGCUGCUGAGGAAUGACCUGCACAGUGGCAUGCACCGGGAGACCAUGCUGGGCUUCCCCUACCUACUUGGCUUCUUUCUCCAGGAUGGCCAGCUGUAUGUAAACGAGGCUCCAAUAAAUUACACCAACGCAGCCACUGACAAGGGAGUGAUCCACGGUUUGGGGAAAGUUCUGGAAAUUCAGAAGAACAGGUGUGUCAGUAACGACACUACUAUUGUGCGAGGAAAAUGUGGGAAGUGUUUCCAGCAACCCAUCUGCCCAGCUGGAACUAAACCACUGGGCAAAGAGAUAAAGAGAUGUAUCUACACCAUCUAUUUCAUGGGCAAGCGAUCCCUGUUCAUUGGGUGCCAGGCAAAAUGUGUGAAGACCAUCAUUACCCGAGAGUGCUGUGCCGGCUUCUAUGGCCCCCAAUGCCAGCCCUGCCCUGGGGAAGCGGGAAACGUGUGCUUCGGGAACGGGAUCUGCUUGGACGGCGUGAACGGCACAGGCGCCUGCGAGUGUGGACCGGGCUUCGCGGGCACGGCCUGUGAAACCUGCACCCCUGGCGCCUAUGGGGCCCACUGCGACCAAGUGUGUUCUUGUGUCCACGGGAGAUGCAGCCAAGGACCCUCAGGUGACGGCUCCUGUGACUGUGAUGCUGGCUGGCGAGGAGUGAAAUGUGACACCGAGGUGACAGAAGACGACUGCCGUGGGACAUGCCACACUAGUGCCAACUGCCUCCUCAAUGCCAACGGCACAGCCUCCUGCAGAUGUGCAGCAGGAUUCCAAGGGAAUGGGACCGUGUGCACAGCCAUCAACGCCUGCGAGACCAGCAACGGGGGCUGCUCCUCGGAGGCCGACUGCAGGAGAACCACACCGGGAGGCCGGCGCUGCGUGUGCCGCGCAGGCUACACGGGUGACGGUGUCGUGUGCCUCGAGAUUAACCCGUGUUUGGAGAACAACGGUGGCUGUCACAGGAAUGCAGAGUGCACGCAGACGGGACCCAACCAGGCAGUCUGUAACUGUUUGCCCAAAUACACCGGAGACGGGAAGGUCUGCACGCUCAUCAACACCUGCCUUACGAAAAAUGGUGGCUGUAGUGAAUUUGCCGUGUGCAACCACACGGGGCGAGAAGAAAGGACGUGCACCUGCAAGCCCAACUACAUCGGGGAUGGGUUCACCUGCCGUGGCAACAUCUACCAGGAGCUUCCCAAGAACCCAAAAACGUCACAGUAUUUCUUCCAGCUGCUGGAACAUUCUGUCCGAGACCUGAGCGGCCCAGGCCCCUUCACCGUCUUCGCACCUUUAUCCACAGCCUUCGAUGAGGAGCCUCGGGUCAGAGACUGGGACAGGCAGGGCCUUAUGCCCCAGGUACUGCGCUACCACGUGGUCGCCUGCCAACAGCUGCUCCUGGAGAACCUGCGGCUGACCCCGAAUGCUACAUCUCUGCAAGGGGAGCGCAUCGUCAUCUCUGUGUCUCAGGACACGGUGUACAUAAAUAAUCAGGCAAGGAUCGUGGCCAGUGACCUCAUCAACACCAACGGAAUCAUCCACAUCAUAGACAGACUGCUGUCCCCCCAGAACUUGCUGGUCACCCCCAAGGAUGCCUCCGGGAGGGUUCUGCAAAACCUGACGACAGUGGCGGUAAACCACGGCUACACCAAGUUCAGCAGCUUGCUGCAGGACCUGGGCUUGCUAGGCAUCAUCACCGACCCUAUCCACACUCCAGUCACUCUCUUCUGGCCCAGUGACCGAGCCCUGGAAGCCCUGCCCCCUGAACAACAGGAUUUCCUGUUCAACCAAGACAACAAGGACAAGCUCAAGGAGUAUCUGAAGUUCCAUGUGAUUCGAGAUUCCAAGAUCUUGGCAGCGGAGCUCCCCAGGGCCACUGCCUGGAAGACACUGCAGGGCUCAGAGUUGAGUGUGAAGUGUGGAGCCGGUGGUGACAUCGGUGACCUCUUCCUGAAUGACCAACCAUGCAGAAUUGUACAACGAGAACUGCUGUUUGACGCGGGAGUGGCCUACGGCAUAGACUGCCUCAUGGUCAGUGCCACCCUCGGCGGCCGCUGUGACACCUUCGCCACAUACAACUUCUCGGGAGAUUGUUGGAGCUGUGCCAAUACGCCCAGCUGCCCGAGGUGGAGCAAACCAAAGGGCGUGAAGCAGAAGUGUCGCUACAACCUGUCGUUCCGGGGUUCCCUGGACGGCUGCCGGGAGCAGUGCACCAUGGUGAUCCGGCUCCCCAGGUGCUGCAAGGGCUACUAUGGCCGGGACUGCCAGGCCUGCCCUGGAGGCGCCGAAGCUCCCUGCAACAACCGUGGCGUCUGCCUGGAUCAGUACUCAGGCAUAGGGCAGUGUAGAUGCAACACGGGCUUCAACGGGACGGCAUGCGAGCUGUGCCUGCCGCGGAGGUUCGGGCCUGACUGCCAGCCCUGCCGCUGCUCUGACCACGGACAGUGUGACGACGGCCCCACGGGCUCCGGGCGCUGCUUCUGCGAGGCGGGCUGGACAGGCCGCUUCUGCGACACCCAGACAGCUGUGCCUCCAGCAUGCAUGCCUCCUUGCUCUGCUCAUGCCACCUGCAGGGAAAACAACACGUGUGAGUGUAACCUGAAUUACGAAGGGGACGGAAUAACGUGCACAGCUGUGAACUUCUGCAGACAGAACAAUGGGGGCUGUGCCACGGUGGCCCAGUGUUCCCAGAAGGGCACAGAGGUGUCCUGCAGCUGUCAGAAAGGCUACAGAGGGGAUGGCCGCAGCUGCACAGAGAUAGACCCCUGCGCUGACGGCCUCAACGGUGGGUGUCACGAGCAUGCCACCUGCAGGAUGACCGGCCCGGGCAAGCACAAGUGCGAAUGUAAGAGUCACUACGUGGGAGACGGGAUGGAUUGCGAGCCAGAACAGCUGCCCCUCGACCGCUGUCUGCAGGACAACGGGCAGUGUCACGCAGAUGCCAACUGUGCUGACCUCCACUUCCAGGAUGCCACCGUUGGCGUGUUCCACCUCCGCUCCCCACUGGGCCAGUACAAGCUCACCUUUGACAAAGCCAGAGAGGCCUGUGCCAACGAGGCUGCAAGCAUGGCAACUUACAACCAGCUCUCCUACGCCCAGAAGGGUUGGUGUGAGGGUUACAGACGCGGACAUAGGAAAAGCCCUUACACCAGAACUUCACCCAGAGCCAGGUACCACCUGUGCUCAGCAGGCUGGCUGGAGAGUGGGCGGGUGGCCUACCCCACAGCCUACGCUUCCCAGAAUUGUGGCUCUGGCGUCGUUGGAAUCAUUGACUAUGGACAAAGGAACAACAAAAGUGAAACGUGGGAUGUCUUCUGCUAUCGGAUGAAAGACGUGAACUGCACCUGCAAGGCGGGCUACGUGGGAGACGGCUUCUCGUGCAGUGGGAAUCUGCUGCAGGUCCUGACAUCCUUCCCCUCGCUGACCAACUUCCUCAUGGACGUGCUGGCCUAUUCCAACAGCUCAGCCAGGGGCCGGGCGUUCCUAAAACUCCUGACAGACCCGUCCCUCCGCAGCACCCUGUUCGCCCCUCACAACAGCGGGCUGGGGGGAAACCAGUCGCUGUCUGGGCGGGACAUUGAGCACCAUCUUGCCAACAUCAGCAUGUUUUUCUACAACGACCUUGUCAACGGUACCGUCCUGCAGACCAAGCUGGGAAGCCAGCUGCUCAUCACCUCCCGCCGCGACCAGCAACAACCGGAGACCAGGUUUGUGGAUGGGAGAGCCAUUCUGCAGUGGGACGUCUUUGCCUCCAACGGGAUCAUUCAUGUCAUUUCCAGGCCCUUAAAAGCACCCCCCACUCCACUGCCACCGGCCCACGCCGCAGGGACAGGGAUCGUCUUUGCCACCAUCCUGGUCCUCGGAGCCGCUGCUUCAGCUGCAUAUUCCUACUUUCGACUGAACCGGAGAAGAGCGGGUUUUCAGCACUUUGAGUCGGAGGAGGAUAUAGACGUCUCGGCUCUCGGCAGCCAGCGGCCUGAGAACAUACCCAACCCCUUGUACGAGAGCACCGCCCCCACAGCCCCAGAACCUUCCUGUGACCGCUGUAUGGAUGCUGAAGGCCAGCAGCGGGACAGCAGGGACCCCCUGGGGGCACUGUGAGGGCCCUGCCCUGCCCACCUGCCCCGGACACCCACCUGCCCCGACUGCCCACCUGCCCUUGGCCGCCCGCCUGCUCUCAGCCGCCCGCCUGCCCAAACUGCCCAAGCCACCCUGCCUCCUCCAACAGCCCGUCACCAUGCAUCUUCAGCACCAGCUGCCCUUUGGAAUGUCAGGUCCUUUAACACUUCAAAUAUGAAGCACUCAAGCAUACCUCAUCUGUUUGGUGAAUCUAGGGGUUAUCUCAUUUCUGUGGGUGACAGACCAGGUUAAAUCCACCCACCUAUCCAGGGGGCCCAACUCUCUGCUGUCCCUUUGUACCCUCAGAUGGCACUUAACUAUGUCCUCCCAGCACUAACCAUGACCUUGCCUCCCCUCCCUGUUAGACCAUAAGCAUCCGAAGGCCGAGGUCUGCCCCCGUGCCCCCUGUGUCUCAGGGUCCAGCACACACACGGUGCUCAAUAAAUGUUUAUGAAAGAGAAUGAA
Canis lupus familiaris (dog) is the source of this 8392-nucleotide messenger RNA. RefSeq names its product stabilin 2 (gene STAB2). Gene Ontology annotation, biological process: cell adhesion. Bases 200 to 7909 code for a protein of 2569 amino acids. The record is from RefSeq and is a predicted model, not a curated record. NCBI's taxonomy places the organism in Eukaryota, Metazoa, Chordata, Mammalia, Carnivora, Canidae. The transcript is spliced from 70 exons. Gene Ontology annotation, molecular function: calcium ion binding; hyaluronic acid binding.